AUGAAAACGUCGAUCUUCUCAGUGGUAAUUGAAAAAUAUGGAUGGUUAGCUGAUAUGCAUAUAACCGACUUUUUCGUUGAUAAUCAUUGGAAUCGCUUACCAAAAAUCUGGCAGAAAUCUUUCACUGAUUUUCAUCCAUCACAGUGGUUGGAAAUUAUCGAUGGUCGACUGGAAAAUGCUAAAAUUGUUUUGCCUCUUUCGUUUAUUUGUUUUUAUAAUGUAUUAAAAGUAAAUUCAUUACGACGAACAGCUGUCACGGGGCCGAAACAAUUCGCUUAUCAAUGCUGCUUUGAUAAAACUUCCAGUGAUAAGAUUAUCGAUGCUGGAUGUGGCCUUGGCCAUCUUUCGCGUCAUUUGGCUCUUCGUUUUCAUUUGAAUAAUAAGCUUUUAUCAAUCAUUGCGAUCGAAAAAAAUAAUUACUUAUACAAACGAUGUGAUCAACUCGAUCAACUAAUAUCGGAUCGCAUUGAACGCCGCUUACUUAAUGAUCCAUUAUAUUCGAAUGCAUCAACAUUUAUUUUACCUAAUCGAAUAAAACUAUCCGUCGAUAAGAACUCUAAUCUUUAUUCCAAUAAAAAUAGUUGUGAUAAAUUAAAAUGCGUCAUUGGUCUUCACGCUUGUGGCGAUUUUUCUGCAAUGCUUUUGCAUCACUUUAUUGCUCGAAGUGAUAUCGCAGUUUUGAUUCUUUUCCCUUGCUGUUAUCAUAAAUUUAGUGUUUAUGAUAAUUCUCACAGGCAGAAAUGGAAACAGACGGACGAACAAUAUAAUACUGCAGCUAAAUAUUUUCCUAUGAGCAAAGUUUGUCAAUCAUUUUCUCUCGGAUAUUUAUCACAGGAAUUGGCAUGUCAUGCCAUUGAACGUUUUGCAAAAAAUACAGAUCGAUUCAGAGAUUCAAUUCAUAAAAUACAUUGUUAUCGAGCCAUUCUUGAAUGGUUAUUUAAUAAGUUACGAGAAAAAGACAAAUCUUCAUUACAUACUUACAAGCAUUUGGGCUUGAAAAGUGUCAAAAUAUCCGAUCAUAUGACAUUUUUCCAAUAUAUGGAAAAAGCGUUAGCAAAUCGUCAACACAUUUUAAUCAAAAUUGAUGAUUUGCUGCAAAAUGAACCAUGGAUUCAUACCAAAGUUGAAGAGAUGAUUGGACGAUGGAAGGAUGUUUUUGCUUUCUAUUGUCUCCGUAUGUUAAUGGCACCCUUCAUUGAAACUAUUUUAUUGGAAGAUCGUCGAUAUCUUAUAAAAGAAUAUGGUCAUGACGCCUUUUUAAUUCCCGUUUUUGAUCCAUUAAUAUCAGCUCGGAACUUGGCCUUGAUCUGCAUCAAGAAAAAGGAUUGUAGUUCUAAUUUCUCUUAA
Dracunculus medinensis (Guinea worm) is the source of this 1347-nucleotide messenger RNA. Lineage: Eukaryota; Metazoa; Nematoda; Chromadorea; Rhabditida; Dracunculidae. The record is from the annotation of a GenBank genome assembly.